AUGUCUUUGUUCGACUACCGAAAAAUUUUUUAAUGUGCUUUAUACAAUGCUUCAUCAGGACUUAACAAAGAAUAUUUUGGCUAUGUUUAUAGUAGUGUAGGUAUAGAGGGAAUUGAUGUUGAUAGAGUAUCAUCAUAUGAUGUUAGAUUCGAAAUAACAAUAGAUUUGAUAAGGUUGUUUCCAGAUUUUACAAAAUUGUUUCACUUUAUUGAAAUUUAGAAUGAUAAUGAUGAAUUUCAAAUGUUUAUGUUGGAUUUUUGAUAGGAUUAAUUGAAUUGGUAACAGAUAUACAUGAUGGAGAAUUCAAAUACAAAGUAAGACCAGAAAUACAAAGAAAGGAAGGAGUUGUUGCAGUUGAUACAAAAAAAUGUAGAAAUGUAUUUGUUGUUUAUAAAGAAUUAUUUCGAUAUUUGAUUAUUGAAUAUUUGUAUGACAAGAAUAUAGAAGUUUAUCAAAUAGUUACUUAACAUAUUUCUUACUAAAAGGUUGUGGGAUUGAAAGUGACUGAUGAGUUUGUUUUAAUAUAAGAUUUGAUCCAUCAUUAGCUGAUUUUUUCUAAUUCUUUUAAACUAAUUAAUCUAGAAACUGAACCAGCAAUCUUGACCUUAUUUGGUGCUCGUAAUUUUAUGUUUUUUGAUUAACAUAUUAAAGAUUAUCCAUUAUUAAAGAAAUUCAAUAUAACUAGGUUCCAAUAUGAUUGA
This is a messenger RNA of Paramecium primaurelia, 701 nucleotides long. The record is from the annotation of a GenBank genome assembly. Lineage: Eukaryota; Ciliophora; Oligohymenophorea; Peniculida; Parameciidae.